This is a messenger RNA of Rotaria sp. Silwood1, 732 nucleotides long. The record is from the annotation of a GenBank genome assembly. NCBI's taxonomy places the organism in Eukaryota, Metazoa, Rotifera, Eurotatoria, Philodinida, Philodinidae.
AUGUUGCAUAGUGCGAUCAACAGUGUUCUUAUAAAAAGAAACGUCGGAUCAAAACCAUUUGAACGUAGGAUACCCUAUAAUACGGUUAAACGUGAUCAAUGUCAUGAAGAUGUUGGAAAAAUAAAAUAUCGGUUGGGGAAAUUUGUACCAACGAUGCAACAAACUUAUCAAAUGAAUUUAAGACGAGGGACGACAAAGAAAAUUUAUCAACGAAAACUCAAUCAUAAUCGUACUGAAUCCGGAGGUUUAAAUGGACGAUGCAAACAAGAACUACAACAUUUACGAAGUGACAAACUUGAUGUUGAACGUGAUUUAAUACAUCUCAAUCGUGAUCCAGUUAAAAUAUCAUCAUCAUCAUCACCUGCGAUUAGUCAAUCUUCAUUACUUUAUCAAAAUAAAAAUUCAUCUGAAAAUCCAAAACUACGUUUAUCAUUAAUCACAGAAGAAAACUCAUCGAUAUGUAUUAUGGAAAAACCCACAUCAGUUCCUCGAUAUUCAUCAUUGAUAAAUCGAAGUCAAAUAUCACGGAAUCAUAUAAUACCAAUUAAAGAACGAUCAUCAAUAAAUAAAAUAAAUUCAAACUAUCAACAUGAUCGUUGGUUACGUAAAUAUAGUUUUCAACAAAAUAUUGCUAAAACAAGUGAUGAUCGUUUUUAUCUUCAACAACAUGCUCAUUCAAUUAAUCAACAAAAACGAUUAAUUGAACAAAAAUUAAAAGAAUUUUUAGAGUGA